AUGGCUCCUGCUGCGAAUAUCCGAGGCGGCCGCGCUGUUGCGCCGGAGGCUCUGCUCGUCGUGGCGGCGCUACUGGCGGUGGUGGCGCUGGCGCCGCGGGGCGCGAGCGCGGCGCUGUCGUGCUCCACGGUGUACACCACGCUGUUGCCGUGCCUCGGGUACGUGCAGUCGGGCGGCGCGGUGCCGCAGGCGUGCUGCGCGGGGAUCAAGAACCUCGUGUCCAGGGCAGGCUCCACGGCCGACCGCCGUGCCGCCUGCUCCUGCCUCAAGACCAUCGCCGCUGGCGCCGCCGGCGGGCCGUACCUCAGCCGCGCCGCGGGGCUUCCCGGGAGGUGCGGCGUCCAGCCGCCAUUCAAGAUCAGCCCCGACGUGAACUGCAACUCGGUAAAAUGAGGACUGCUCUCCAAGAUAAAUGGAGGACGUUGUUUCGUUGCAACGUACUCUAUGAGCCGUUGUGAAUCACGCACGUACCCUACAUGUGCAGUACUACUGCGAUCGAUGAGUUCACUAGAUGGCGAAUAACCGUCUA
Lolium rigidum is the source of this 529-nucleotide messenger RNA. Its product is annotated as non-specific lipid-transfer protein 1-like. The coding region runs from base 1 to 393 and encodes 130 amino acids. NCBI's taxonomy places the organism in Eukaryota, Viridiplantae, Streptophyta, Magnoliopsida, Poales, Poaceae. The record is from RefSeq and is a predicted model, not a curated record. The transcript is spliced from 2 exons. Gene Ontology annotation, molecular function: lipid binding. Gene Ontology annotation, cellular component: membrane. Gene Ontology annotation, biological process: lipid transport.